AUGGAUGGUCAUUUCAAACUUACGGCAAUUCAGAAGGCAAGAAUGGCCGCCACCAAUAAACCACUGUUUCUGCUCUUCUUCAUCACCUUACUCCUUUCAGCUCAACUCCUACAAGGAAUAGAAACAGAAGGACGGGUGUCUCAAUCCUCUGAUCAAACCCAGAAACAACAACAAAGUUUGGAGGGAAAGAAAGAGCGUUGGAUCAGGAAGAGGAAUAAUAUGAGUAGGAGGAUGAUGAUUGGAUCCACAGCACCAACUUGUACUUACAAUGAAUGCAGAGGAUGUAAACACAAGUGCGUAGCCGAGCAAGUCCCUGUGGAAGGCAAUGAUCCUCUCAAUAGCCCAUACCAUUACAGAUGUAUCUGUCAUAGAUAGACCACCACCAUC
This is a messenger RNA of Neltuma alba, 387 nucleotides long. RefSeq lists its product as uncharacterized. The coding region runs from base 1 to 375 and encodes 124 amino acids. The transcript is spliced from 3 exons. The record is from RefSeq and is a predicted model, not a curated record. NCBI's taxonomy places the organism in Eukaryota, Viridiplantae, Streptophyta, Magnoliopsida, Fabales, Fabaceae. Gene Ontology annotation, biological process: positive regulation of stomatal complex development.